AUGCCUGGCGGUGCGGCGGUGGCCGGCGCCGCGGGGCAACACGCUCCGCUACCGACGCAGCCGCGGGGGAACUUCAGGAAAGGAAUGCCAGUCGCGACGGCGACGGGUCAACCCUUACUGACGGGUGCGCCGAUGCAGCCGUUUGUGCCUUACCCGCACCCGCACCCCCACCCCGCGCCUCCCCAACCGGCUCUCCAGUAUCCUCACAUGGUGCGUAUGUACCAUCCGAGCGGCGCAAUGGGCGUGGGCGGGUCCGUCGGAGUGGGGGGCUCUGUGGGGGGAAUACGCGCCCCCCGCGGCCUCUCCUGCCGCCGCUUCGCCUGCGCUCUAUCCCCCGCCGUCGCCCGCGCACACUCCUCACCCGCACCAGCAUCAGCACCCCCAUCCACCGCAUCAUCACUAUCAGCAGCAGCCCUUCCAGUAUGUGCCGCAGGUGCUUUGCCCCCUGAUGGGGCCCGGCGCUGGGCCGCACCACCACCACCAUCACCACGUGGCGUACCUGAACCACGCGCCCCCGACCGCCUCGCCGCCCCACCAUCCCCACCAUCCACAUCACCACCCUGUGCAGCAAGUACUUCUACCGCCGCAGCAGCCGUCCGGGGGAUCGAGCACGCCCGGCGUUCACUCCACCCACCCGUAAAACGAGUUCGGCCGCACACCAGCGAGCCGGCCGCACAUCCGCAACACCCGCCCGACCACCCGACCGCCGUGCUAAGCGCGCCCGCCGUAUAG
Messenger RNA from Leptosia nina, 732 nucleotides. Lineage: Eukaryota; Metazoa; Arthropoda; Insecta; Lepidoptera; Pieridae. The record is from the annotation of a GenBank genome assembly.